Aspergillus sclerotioniger CBS 115572 is the source of this 815-nucleotide messenger RNA. Its product is annotated as class I SAM-dependent methyltransferase. The record is from RefSeq and is a predicted model, not a curated record. NCBI's taxonomy places the organism in Eukaryota, Fungi, Ascomycota, Eurotiomycetes, Eurotiales, Aspergillaceae. Bases 25 to 699 code for a protein of 224 amino acids. The transcript has 2 exons.
AUAACAUAGCCCUAGCUACCAACAAUGUGGCCCUUCAACGAAGCCAACUAUCCAGCCUUCUUCCUCUUUGUCUACGACGCAUGGGUUUUGCACACCGUCACGCCACUAGUCUGGCGCUGUUCAACCAAGGAAGUAUUACUUCCUCUGUACCAACGCAAUGUUGACCGUCAUCAUUGUGAUAUAGGCUGCGGCAGCGGCUACUACCUCGUCCACAACACCUACACCCCCGAAAGCACAAUCACCCUCCUCGAUAUCGAACCAGCCCCGUUAUCUUCAACCACCACCCGUCUACACCAAUCCCACCCCACUCUUCCCGUCCACGCACACCAACACGACAUCCUAUCCCCCUCCCCUAUCCCUCCUCCACCACCCCCGUCUUCCCUCUACGACUCAAUCUCCCUAACUUACCUCCUGCACACUCUCCCCGCUUCAACAGCAACCAAAGCCAGUGUCUUCGAGAAGCUGAAGCCAGCCAUCGCACCCUCUGGGGUUAUUUUCGGCGCUACGAUCCUCGGCCGUGGAGCCUGGCAUUCAUUCCUGGGAAGGGGGUUUCUGCGCUGGUUGAAUUGGAAAUGGUUGGAUAAUUAUGAUGAUCGGCCGGAGGUGUUUGUUGAUGCUUUACGGGAGAAUUUUAAGGAUGUGAAAUGUGAGAUUGUGGGGUCGGUGUUGAUUUUUGAGGCGAGGGAGCCGAUUGUUUAGAUGGGGUUGGAUAUGUUUGUGGGCAUUGAGGAAUCUGUUGUCGAGAGUAUUUAUAUAAAUAUCACAGCUUUGCGUAUCCGGUCGCCGGUCCCUUCCAUACGAACUUCGCCAGUUCA